ACAUUAAAUAUCAACUCUUGUUUUCUAGUCAUCAGUCCGGUUUGUCCACUCAAAAGCGAAAGUGUUUUAGUUUCUUCGCCAUGGCAUCGAAUGCACUUGUUCUCCUUUGGUGGCUGCUUCCUUUGACGACCCUCGCUCAAUCUUCAGAAGAAAAAUUGAGCAUCACAUGCCUGGCAUCAGAAGAUUGUGUUCUCCCGUGUCGAUUCUCCUCUGAUGGCCGUGGUGCUCGCGUCAUGUGGUAUAAGAAAAAGGCGGUUGUGAGCUGCACACGUUACGGCAACACCAGUUGGGUGGUCGGCCACAACUCGCCGGCCGACAUGUACAAAGGCAGGACGGACCUGUACGCAGACCAGGUCUUGGAGGGCAACGCCACGCUGGUGCUAAAGAACGUCACACCGCGAGACGAAGGCAAAUACGUCUGCAUCACCUUCACGGAGCCGCAGUCCAACAGAUCUGGCAUUAUCAACGUGACGGUGAAAGCUCCCGUCAGGAAGGUCCACAUGGAGUUCCGUGACGAAGCGGUCUACUGUCGAGCAGUAGGCAUAUACCCGCCGCCCACGCUGACCUGGUCUGUCGAGUCGCCCAGUGAAGCCAAACUCUUCUACAACAAAACCAAGAUGGAGGAAGCCCGUCUGGGCUUCUUCGACAUCGAGAGCGCCGUGCAGAUGAAGGCGGCCGACACCAGCAACAUGAACAUGACUUUCAUUUGUGAGGUCUCCAGCGAGGAAUCGUCUAAAAGAGCACACCUGAAGGUGGAAGGCGUCAUCAAAACACCCGCUGGCGACAACGUCAAAGUGCCCUGCUCUCUACCUCUCAAAGAACUGGACAACUUCGGUCUCACCUGGAGGGUCCGACGCUCUGCACCCAUCCCCGAAGGCCCGGGGAGCCACCUAUUGCUGUCGGACACCUGGCAGAUCCAGAAGAUGGACACACCUUCGGUAUGGCGCCAUCUGAUGCUGCCCAGCGUGGAAUCAGUGCAUCAGGGCACGUACACCUGCGAGGUGCGAACACCUGAUGUAACGUACCUCACUCAGACGGACGUCAUUGUGAUCUCAGAUGAUCGUCCACCGUGGUGGUUUUACAUCGGAGUGCUGGUCUUCCUCCUGAGUCUGUCCUACGCCAUCGCAGGAUGUCUGUCUGUUAAGAGGCGGGGCUCACCCAACAAAAAGGAAAAAGAUGAGGACACCACAAUCCAGACAGAUGUCAAAUAAAUUCCAACACAUCUUCCAUCCAUCCAUUUUCCACCGCUUAUUCCCUUUGGGGUCGCUGGUGCCUAUCUCAGCUACAAUCGGCCAGAAGGCGGCGAACACCCUGGACAAGUCGCCACCUCAUCACAGGGCCAACACAGAUAGACAGACAACAUUCACACUCACAUUCACACACUAGGGACCAUUUAGUGUUGCCAAUCAACCUAUCCCCAGGUGCAUGUCUUUGGAAGUGGGAGGAAACCGGAGUACCCAGAGGGAACCCACACAUUCACGGGGAGAACAUGCAAACUCCACACAGAAAGAUCCCGAGCCCGGGAUUGAACCCUGACUACUCAGGACCUUCGUAUUGUGAGGCAGACGCACUAACCCUUCUGCCGCCCUGAAGCACCAACACAUCUUAACUCAUGUUAUUGUUGCUAAUGCUAAAACUUCUCUUCGCAGCUGUAAAUACAACUUUGUCAUGCAUUUAUACAACGCAUUUCAUGUUUUAACUCAAUCUAUGUACAGUUGUAAGUGUACAUCAGGGGUCUCAAAGUCAAUUUACCUGGGGGCCACUGGAUGCAGAGUCUGGGUGAGAAUGGGCCGCUAGAAAAGAUUUCUUAAAAAAAAAAGUUACAUACUCCCCAGCAUGUCUAGUUGUAUAAUGACGUUUCAAAUUGUAUUCCUUGUGCACUGCAACUUUCUCUGUGCAAAAAAGACACGUCGGGGUGCCGCUGUGCUCAACCAAGAAAUAUUGCAUCUCCCACUUUUCCUGGAAUUGUCUUUGCUCAUCACUAACCCAUCUCACUGCAGGCUUUGAAAAAGACAUGUUUGGGGUUGUAGAAUAUAUUUGUAUUUAUCCAACACACGGAGAUCAAUGUUAUUUCCACAAUGUGUGUCGUUCCGCUUCUCCUCCCUACAGCAACACGGCAGUCGGCGGAUAAUAGCCGGCCGGGAAAGUACCGGGAUACCAAGUGCAAAAAAGUGAGGGCUCCCGGAGUGUUUCAUUUAGAAAUAUAUGUAGUGUUCAUCCUGUGAGGCAAUGCAAAUUAAACAAUAAAAAAAACAAAAACAAAUAACGGUUUGAAUUGGUACAGGUUAUCGGGUGUGAUAGCAAAAUUACUUGUACUCGUUUUAAUUGAUGAUGUUCUUUGAAUGGGUCGCCAAAAGUUGUUUAUUGGGUUCAGGAAUGUGACACUUAGCAAGAGAUUUAUUAUCUGAUCAAGCUCUGUCUCCUGUGUCUUUGAUGUAACAUGUGGACUAUAGUUGACCUGGGCAUGUGUUUUUUCCUCUUCCUGACCCCCAACAGAGCUAAAUUGGUCCCCUUUCCUGAGUGACCCCCUCCUUCUGGGCAAACGACACCCUCUCCUUCUUCAGAGGACUUUGGAUAUUCAUUCCACUGGUGUACUGUAUGUAAAUGAGCAUGGAGGGUGGGACUUCUGAGAAUGUAUAAUUGUCAUGUCAAAUUCUAAAGGAGUUAGGACAAGCUGGAUCGAACGGAUGUGUCGUUCUGGUUUGGUCUCGCUUUGCAAAGCUUGUUAUUAUUUGUUUGUUACUUUAAUAAAUCAUUUUAAAGCUA
Molecule: messenger RNA, 2766 nt
Organism: Nerophis ophidion (straightnose pipefish)
Lineage: Eukaryota; Metazoa; Chordata; Actinopteri; Syngnathiformes; Syngnathidae
Product: V-set domain-containing T-cell activation inhibitor 1-like
Exons: 6
Coding region: 81-1211 (376 amino acids)
Biological process (GO): T cell costimulation; immune response; positive regulation of T cell proliferation
Cellular component (GO): external side of plasma membrane
Source: RefSeq, a predicted model, not a curated record